Messenger RNA from Lactuca virosa, 2994 nucleotides. The record is from the annotation of a GenBank genome assembly. Lineage: Eukaryota; Viridiplantae; Streptophyta; Magnoliopsida; Asterales; Asteraceae.
AUGGAUCGCAUACCACCAUUCCCUAUCCCUUGGAGGAACAUAAUCAUAGAUCCGGAAGUACUAUACAAUUCUGAUGAAUUUUGGCAACAUCUUGUGUUCUGCGAAAAUAGUACAGCAGAAUCCCUGUCUUCCUUGUGGAUUACACUAUACAAGUUUGAUCACCAAAACCGGUACAGCAAACCUAUGCCAUGGAUUGGGAUUUAUAUCGCAUUAGCAUCUCUGUUUUGCAUCCUUGCAAUGGUGGCUGAUUUAUUACAUGGUUUCAGGAACCGAAAACUAUGGUUUCCAUGUAAAUAUUUCACUCUAAAUGCUGCCUCUCUCACAGUGAUAGCUGUUGCUGUAAAGCUGCCCAUGGAUCUAACUAAUCUAAUGCCGGGUUAUGUGGACCAGGCUGCAAAGCUCGGAAGCCUUGGCUUUAUGUGCACAAUGAUGGCUAAUAUAUUGCCUUCUUUAGCAACCAUGGACAGCAAGGAACUUGUCACAAACAUCAUAGCUUUAGGUGUUUUGGUAAUCACCUUGGUUGUGAAUGUUUGUAUUCAAAUAAACACGGGAAGUCUCACUUAUCAUGUAGAUGAGACUGGGUCCUUUCUGGCUUUUGAUAAUGCAUUUGUAACAGCCCAUGGCUUCAUACCAAUCGUUUAUGUUGGCGUGUUACUCAUGUUGCUGAUGAUAUAUGCAUGUUCAUCCUUAGCAAUUCUAAAGUCCAAACAGAUUCUAGAAUCAAAAUACCAAGCAGCUCAUCAAGAGAUGGAAGAACCACAGAGAUUAACUGUUGAGAAGCUAAAGCAGCAUGUGAGAAACUAUUGGAUCAUGGCAGGAACUGGAAGCCCCCAAUUCAUGACAGCUUGCUCUGCUACAACCUCAGCUUCCGGGGUAAUAUGUGCUUUAAGCACUGUUUUGCACAUUCAUAUUUUGCUUUCCAAUAUCAGAUCUCUAAGGGACUAUAAGUCAGAUUAUAAGUGGUCAAUGGUAGUAAUUCUCAUAAUACAGUUUAUCGGAACCAUAAUGGGUACAAUUGCCCCACUUGCUAGAUGUUUUGCAACCUUAAGCUAUAAGCUGUCCAUAAAAUGGAUUUGGAACCAUAUCAAAGUCUCUAAAGUAGAAAGCUACUGGACUCAAAAGUUAUCUGAGUGGAAACAAAGUAACAUACCAUUCCCAUCAAGUAGCCGCAAAUGUAAGAUUGUCAUCCAGAAUUUAAAAAUCCUAAUUCUCAGCAUUUGUAUAGGAUUUCAGAAGGCAGUUGUGGUAGCGUGCAAGAUGAUAGCGGUGAUUCCAAUUUUAUCUGUGAUAUGUACCUUGUACUGUUUCCAUCGUUGGAAGUGGGUUAGAGCCAUGUUUAGCGACUCUGGUAUAGUAGAAUUGGUUCCAGAUCCUCAGCAACUAGCAGGAAAAGAUAAGGAUCUUAGCCGGUAUGUUUUGCAACUUCAAGAUGACAUGGAGUUUGCUGGGAGAACAUUGAAAAGCAUAUCAAAGUCACUCAAUUGCUUGAUCCAAAAAGCCAAAAAACAACAACCCAACAAUCUUAUGAAGCUUCUAACAGGAUCUACAAGUUUUCCAGGAGUUGAAACGUUUGAUUGCGUUCCACCUUUGCUUUCAGAAGAAUAUCUCGGCUGUUGGAGCUUGCCGAUAGUAACUCUGACAACUAUCGCCAUGUCUCUUCCUAAAAUCCAAAACAACAUGGUUGAUUGCUUGCUGAGUAGUGUGAGUGAAGGUCUUGUAUAUGUCACACUUGUGGAAGAAAGCCUCAGGAGUGUAACCAAUGACCAGGUAAGCCUUCAAAAGGAGGCUAAAACUUUGUGGCUAGAAAUUGAAGUCUAUCACAAAUGGUUAGGAAACAAGCUGCCUAAACGUGCUCCUCAAGGGUGUACGAGUACAGCAGGACAGAUUCUUCAACUAUUGAUGGAUACAGCUAAAAACAUGGUCACUGAGGUGGAAAGUAUGGAUAUUGGAAAUCGAAAUGAUAAUUCCAAAUGCAAGUAUAUUUCGGCCAAAUCAAUGUAUAGUAUCACUGAAACCAUCCUGCUUUCCUACCAUGCCAACAUCGACCAGGUUAGCCAAGAGGAACUAUUUGAGAAGUUAUCAUCCAUGAUUACUAACAUAUUGGCUUCAUGUCUCAUCAACUUACCCCAAGUCAUAGUGAUGAAAUGCCAUACAAGUGCCAUAGAGAAAAGGGAGGCAAGUGUUCAUGCUGCAGCCCAACUUCUAGGUGAGACUAUGAGGAUAAUCAAUACCCUUCAAGAUCGUGAACUUCAGAGAUUGAAUCCAGACAAGUUGCCAUAUAUUGAAAAGUGGCCAUGUUUAUUUAAAGCAUCAUUUUUCUUUAAAAACCAUUCCAUUCUUCAACUGUACCAGAAAAGUUUUUGGAUCCCGAAAAAUAAGAAACCAAACCCAGAUCACAUCCUUAUCCAACCUAAUAUCUCCUCUGUCGAAACUGCCCUUGAAGCAUGGCAACGACUCACAACCUUGUAUGCCAACCCCUCCAGAUCUCAUGUCAUCUCUCUCAAGAAGAAGCUAGUUGACAACCCCCGUGUAAACCGAACAAUCCAAGCAUACCUUCAAGAUAUGAAGCAAAUAGCUGACAAUCUUGCACUAGCCGUGAACCCUGUUGAUGAUGAAGAUCUUGUCGUUCAUGUCCUUCACAACAUAGGAGAUGAAUUCAAGGAGAUGGGGGCUGCCAUCCAAGCUCGUGACUCCUCGAUUUCUUUCUCUGAGCUUCAAAAUAAACUCAUCGACUUCGAGAUUCACAUGACAAAGAAACGAAAGAAGAGUCUAUCGUCAUUCCCAACAUCAAUUUCACUCAUAAAGGCAGAAAGACAUCUGGUAGGUACUCUAAAAAUUCCUAUCAAGACACAAGAAGAGGGAAUCAGCAUCAAGGAAGACCAAAUUCUCAACCUUCCAACUCCAGAAUCUCUUACAAUCCUCAAGCUUUUUGCAACUUUUGUGACCCUGCUGGACAUUUUACUAAAGAAUGUCAACGUUUGUCUUGCUUUCUAA